GGUUUGUAGGAGGCGGAUAGAGUAGAGAGAUUAGAUUAGAUAAUAGUAGAAGAUAGAACGAAAGAACGAACUUAGAAGAAGCUGAGGCGGCGGGUGAGGAGUGAGUGUUGUUAUAUUCAUUCAAUUCAAUUGACACAGAGUGACAACAAACAAGUGAAUAAUGAAAUCAAUGGCGUCUUCUCAAUCUUCGAACAAUUUAUGGGUAUUGCUGGGUUUGGGUUUAGCAGGAAUUUAUGUUUUAACCAGAAAGCUUAAGCAAACUGUGAAAGAGGAUUUGGGUGCUUUCAUUCAAAAGCUUCAGUUGCUUCCUCCUCCGCCUCCCGCUCCUCCCAAAGCUCCUCAUCCACUCACUUCCCUCACUUUCGCCAUCUCCGACUUAUUUGACAUAGAAGGACACGUGUCUACGUUUGGUCAUCCGGAGUGGGCAAGGACGCACGAACCUGCUUCUUCUACUUCACCUGCAGUUUCUACUCUUGUUCAAUCUGGUGCUACCUGUAUUGCUACUACCGUUCUCGACAACCUCUCUUACGGCAUCAGUGGCGAAAACAAGCAUUUCGGAACACCUAGCAACCCUGCUAUCCCCGCCCGUGUACCAGGCGGCUCCUCUAGUGGUGCUGCCGUUGCUGUUGCUGCUAAUUUCGUAGAUUUCUCUUUAGGUGUUGAUACUUCUGGAGGGGUGAGAGUGCCUGCUGGAUUCUGUGGGAUACUUGGAUUUCGACCUUCACAUGGUGCUGUUUCUCAUGGGGGAAUCAUACCUGUUUCAACAAGUCUGGACACUGUUGGUUGGUUUGCAAAGGAUCCUGAUAUACUGCGUAGAGUUGGCCAUAUACUUUUACAAGCACCCUUUGUUAUGCAACGAAGUCCCCGACAAAUAAUUAUAGCUGAUGACUGUUUUCAACAUCUAAAUGUUCCUCUUGACAGGAGUUCUCAAGUGGUGAUCAAAGCCACUGAGAAGCUUUUUGGAAAGCAAGUAUUGAAGCAUAUAAAUCUUGAAGGCUAUAUAAGAUCUAAAGUUCCCAGCUUGAAGGCGUGUUCUGGCCAAAAAGCAAAUGGUGAACUGAAAUCUUCUUCGUUGAUAUUGCUUGCCAAUAUUAUGCAAUUUCUACAAAGACAUGAAUUUGGACAUAUGCACGAUGAGUGGAUGAGCAUAGUAAAACCUGAUCUUCAUCCAGCUGUUUCAGCACAAUUGCAUGAAAAAUUUGAUGUAUCUGAAGUGGAGAUGGAAAACUCUAAAUCUGUUAGAAGUGAGAUGCGUGUUGCUGUAAAUUCACUUUUGAAGGACGAAGGAAUUUUGGUGAUCCCUACUGUAGCUGAUCCUCCUCCAAAAUUAGGUGGAAAGGAGAUCCUAUCACAGGAUUAUCAGAGCCGUGCAUUUAGCCUGCUAAGUAUUGCUAGCAUAUCAGGCUGCUGUCAGGUCACAGUACCAUUGGGAUUUUAUGACAAGUAUCCUGUUUCAGUUUCCCUGAUAGCUCGGUAUGGGGGUGAUCGCUUUUUGCUUGAUACGCUAAAGACCAUGUAUACAAGUCUACAAGAGCAGGCUGAUAUUGCUGCCACAAGUAAAGCAUCAAGAAAUGUUGUCAGCAAGGAACAAUCCGCUGAGAUUGCCAAAGAGAAGGGUAAUCAAGCCUACAAAGAUAAGCAGUGGCAGAAAGCCAUUGGAUUUUAUACUGAAGCUAUUAAACUCUGCGGCAAUAACGCAACAUACUACAGUAACAGGGCUCAAGCGUAUCUUGAACUUGGCAGUUAUCUCCAAGCUGAGGCAGAUUGUACAAAAGCAAUAAGUCUUGACAAAAAGAGUGUGAAGGCCUACUUCCGUAGAGGUACAGCUAGAGAGAUGCUGGGCUACUACAAAGAAGCAAUUGAUGAUUUUAAAUAUGCCCUUGUACUUGAGCCAACCAACAAAAGGGCUGCUUCAGCUGCUGAAAGAUUGAGGAAACUAUUUUAGUACAAGAUUUGAGAGCUGAAUAAUUGGUCUACAUUGGGGGUGACACCGCUGAUGCAUGAUGCUGGUUUUUAUGCCCUGAAGUGAUUGAUGAGUUUCUGGUUACAAUAAUCAUAUACAGGAAUAAUCUGACUCGUGGUUUCUGCCAAGAUGAUAUUGAUUCUUUUGUCAUUCGCGGCUCGGCAUUUUAUACCUGGUAACCAGAUUGAAUCCCAAUUUUGCUCGAGGUAAAUAUAUUAGGAUUGUAAUAUCAGUCAAAUGAGGCGAAUGCUCUUGGUAAUAGCUCAGGAUUCAGCUGUGCAUUUUUCUUAAAAAUACUUUGCACUUCACGGGAUUAUUAUUUUUUUGGUUGAUUGUACUUCACGGGAUUUUAAUCUUUGCUCAUGUAUGUCAAAAGUAGAUCAUGUUAACGCUAAAAAUAUUAAUAUUUCAUCUUGCAUACAGUUCUGGUCCCCUAUUUUACUAAA
Molecule: messenger RNA, 2409 nt
Organism: Medicago truncatula (barrel medic)
Lineage: Eukaryota; Viridiplantae; Streptophyta; Magnoliopsida; Fabales; Fabaceae
Product: translocon at the outer membrane of chloroplasts 64
Exons: 13
Coding region: 161-1945 (594 amino acids)
Molecular function (GO): protein binding
Source: RefSeq, a predicted model, not a curated record